Messenger RNA from Hermetia illucens (black soldier fly), 1827 nucleotides. RefSeq names its product methionine aminopeptidase 2 (gene und). Bases 147 to 1604 code for a protein of 485 amino acids. Gene Ontology annotation, biological process: proteolysis. Gene Ontology annotation, molecular function: metalloaminopeptidase activity. The record is from RefSeq and is a predicted model, not a curated record. Lineage: Eukaryota; Metazoa; Arthropoda; Insecta; Diptera; Stratiomyidae. The transcript has 3 exons.
ACUUGACAGCAAAUUUUCCAUCCACUCGUGGUUGCUAUCGUUGCCGUGCUUAGAUCGUUUGUCGCGGCCGUAGAAGUUUUUACGUUGAAACUACGUUAGUAAUUUGUUGCCAAAACGAUUCAAGGAACUAUUAAAUAGAUCGUGCGAUGGCAGCAGUUGAAACUAAAUUGCCGGAGGAACCGAAAAACGCGGAGUCUACCGGUCGGGAGGAUGCAGUGCUUGAAGUCAAUGAGAAAAGUGAAGUGAAUACGUCCGGAGAGGGAAAUAAGAAAAAGAAAAAGAAGAAUAAUAAGAAAAAGGAAGCUCAAAAACAAAACGAAGAAACCAAUGGUGUGACAGAAGAAGGAAAAGAGGAAAAUGACGAUGAUGAUGAUGCCAACGAAGAAGAUGGCAACGAUGAGAGCAAGCAACCGGCCUCAGGUGAUGGUACCGAUGCUGCCAAGAAAAAGAAAAAGAAGCCUAGGAAUAGGAAUAAGAACAAGGGCAAAAAAUCGGAGAAUGGUCAAACCAAUCCUCCGUCAAUCCCGAUCGCGGAGCUAUUUCCCGAAGGCAAUUUCCCUGAAGGUGAAAUCAUGAAUCAUCCAGCAGUAGACGACCGUACUGCAAAAGAUCGAUUUACGAGCGAAGAAAAACGAGCUCUGGAUCGUAUGCACGGUGAUAUUUACAAUGAACUUCGCCAUGCAGCAGAAGCUCACCGUCAGACGCGACAGUACAUGCAGAAAUACAUUAAGCCGGGAAUGACAAUGAUUGAAAUUUGCGAAGAGCUGGAAAAAACAGCCCGAAAAUUGAUUGGAGAGAAUGGCUUAGAAGCAGGUCUUGCUUUCCCAACGGGGUGUUCGUUGAAUCAUUGUGCUGCGCAUUACACUCCGAAUGCUGGCGAUACAACGGUUUUAGGCUAUGAUGACGUCUGCAAAAUUGACUUUGGAACUCACAUCAAGGGACGAAUCAUUGAUUGUGCAUUCACAUUGACGUUCAACCCAAAAUACGACAAACUUCUGCAAGCGGUGAAAGAUGCUACGAACACGGGUAUCAAGGAGGCCGGAAUCGACGUAAGGUUAUGCGAUGUCGGAGCAGCUAUUCAAGAGGUAAUGGAAUCUUAUGAAAUUGAACUGGAUGGUAAGACAUACCAAGUGAAGAGCAUCCGAAAUUUGAACGGCCAUUCGAUAAGUCCUUAUCGCAUUCAUUCAGGAAAGACUGUCCCAAUCGUUAAGGGCGGCGAAAGCACUCGAAUGGAGGAGAACGAGUUCUAUGCCAUUGAAACGUUCGGUUCCACCGGACGAGGUCUUGUACAUGACGAUAUGGAUUGUUCACAUUACAUGAAAAACUUCGACGCACCAUUCGUGCCACUUCGAUUGGCUUCCUCGAAAUCGUUACUGAAUACAAUUAAUAAGAAUUUCGGAACAUUGGCUUUCUGUAAGCGUUGGCUCGACCGUGCGGGAGCGACGAAAUAUCAAAUGGCUCUGAAAGAUCUUUGUGACAAAGGCGUCGUGGAAGCGUAUCCACCACUUUGUGAUAUCAAAGGAUGCUAUACAGCUCAAUACGAACACACGAUCAUGUUGCGGCCAACUUGUAAAGAAGUUGUAUCACGUGGGUCAGAUUAUUAAGAUACAUACUCAAGCGUGAUGUAUGAGAAACUACAGUUUAGGGAGACGGAAAGUUGAUGAGUAAUGAAGAUGGAAAUGAGAAAAUUUAAUCAAGGUUUACUCUAAUUUAAUUUAAUGAUAAAUUGAAUACAGUUUAGAACAUCAAGUGUAUGCAUUGAGAAGAGAAGAAUAGUUUGUUAUAAUAUUUUUACCCGAAAUAAAAUGUAUCUGGUCAUUCUUACAA